Microcebus murinus (gray mouse lemur) is the source of this 20907-nucleotide messenger RNA. The record is from RefSeq and is a predicted model, not a curated record. Lineage: Eukaryota; Metazoa; Chordata; Mammalia; Primates; Cheirogaleidae.
AAAAGGCUGCACUUAAGGACCUAGAAAGGCCACACAUGGCCUUAAGGCUGCAGGUUCCCCACCCCUAACUGGCUGUCUCUUCAGGAUAUCUUGAUAGUGAUGAUGCAAGGAUACAAUGAACUCAACGCUAGGUUGACUAUUUCCACAUGGCCAAAUGUAUUCCUCCUUGUCCUCCCCACCUCAUCUCCAUCCAUAAGUUACACAAGUUAGAAAUUCAAAAGUCACCUGUAGACUCUCUCUUUUUUAAUUUACCCAAGCACUGUGUCUUGGUCAUUUUAACUGUCCAAAAAUCUUUUUAUUCUUCCUCUUCUACUUCAUUGUUCACAGAAUUGACUUUGCACAGGCUUUCCUUUCUAUUGCCUGGAAUGUUAUAAGGCUAACCCAUCUCACUGUCAUUGGUCUUGGAUACUGUACCUUUCUUGUUUCCUCACCCCUUAAGUCCAUACUGUAGCCAAAGAGAGCUAAGGUACAAAUCUGAUCAUGUCAUUCUCCCCCACACAUAUUCUUCUGUAACUCCCUAUGAAUUUCAGGUACCUUAGAACGACAUACUCAGCCCUCCAUCACCUGGCCGCCCCAUAUCUCUCUAGUCUCAUUUCUCACUCCUUCCUGAUUUGUACUUACUCAUUUGUUAGUAGAUGGAACUUCUAAUAGUUCCCCCAAACACAUCAUGUGUUUCCAGAACCCCAUACCUUGAACUAGGCUCUUGCCUCUAUCCAGAAUUAUUGUCUUAACUGCAUUAGCUUGAAUAACUCUUGCUUGUCACUUAAGACUCUGAGUUUAUGAGUAUUCCUCAUAAACCUCCUUUGAAGAUGGAUGUAUGAAAUGUUACUGACAAAAGAAUGCCUGAAAAAAGAAUAUCUAGUUUGAUUUAAUAAAAUGAUAUCAGCAGUAGCACUAGCUCAGGUGGGUGGUAAGACACCCUCUAGUCAUAUUCCUGCCACUCACCAGCUGUGUGACCUUGGACAAAUUAUUGGACUGCUCUAGUUCUAAAUUUUCUUUUGCCUGUGAUGAACUCUUUAAGCUAGAAGCUUUCCAAAGUUCUCUCCAGCUUCCGCUUUUUGCAUCUUUUCACUAAGGACAGAACAUCUCAGAGCUGUCAAUAAAUCAGCAGUUUAGUACAACUACAAGCCUUGUUGUUUAUUGAUCACUCUUAGGUAAAGUGGCUUUUAUAUGAAAUCAAUACAUGUGUUAAAUGUAUUCAAAGUAAUUGCUUUAUAUACUUAAAGGAAUCACACUGCUCAGAGAAAUGAAGUUGGCCUAGCCCCACCUUGUGGACUGUAGUGUUUUUUUGUUUGUUUGUUUUUUCCUUCUUUCAUUGAAAGCUACCAGUUCUGGGAAGAUAGAUCUUGCUUGGCAGAGAGGAGGGAACAUGGAUUUUUGAAAUCAGACCUGGAUUCAAAUCUUGACCCACUGUAAUUUUCUUUCUUUGUGACUGACCUUCAGGAGGUUACAUAACCUCUCUCUGCUUCCUCUGUGCUAAAAUGGAGAUGGUCACUACUAAAGGACAUUAGUAGGUCAAACAUUCGUCAAAUUCAGGACAAAGUAUACAAACAUAGGAGGCACCCAGAUGUUGUUGCUAUUGUUGCUAUUACACUAGCUAGGAGAGAUAAGAUCACUCAGCUAAUGAUGCCCAAAACUUCGAUUAUGCAGGGUACGUUUAUACCAGUAUCACGUAAUCAUGAGAUUCUCUGAUGUUAGGUUGAGAGACAAUUCAGGAAUAAAUUAGUUUGAUUCAUUUAUUUUACAGAUAAGGAGCAUGAAAGCCAGAAAGGUUAAAUGAUUUAUCCCUAAAUAAUUAUCAAUUGAUGUCCCAGGAAUUUGAACCCUGUUCUUCUGAGUCAAAGUGUAAUCCCUUCCCUUUAGUUUAUGCUUCUCAAGCUUGAGCUUGCAUCUCAGUCACCUAGAGAGCUUGUAAAACACAGAUUGCUUCACCCACCCCAGAGAUUCUCAUUCAGUAGGUUUGGGGUAGGCCUGAAAAUUGCAUUUUAUUUAUUGCUGAUGAGGUACUUUGAAUAGCAUUGCUAUAGACAAUCCCAUUCUGAAUUGGCUAGGAAGAGUUCUCAGCUUUCUUAAACACCUCACUUUUGGGAAGUGACAAAGAGAGAAAGAUGAAACCAUAUGUCUUGAUUAUGUCCUGUGAGGUUUUGUAUGGGAUACAGCACUGCCAAUGAAUGCAGUAUGAGCUAUUCUCCUCUUGCUGCCUUUUCUUAGACAAGAGGUGUUAAGUUUCAGCAAAACAUUCUCCCAGGCUUAUUCUAUAAAAACUACAGUUUGUUUUGGCUGAUGUGUUUAUAGUCACAUUCGGAGCUUACAGAAUGCACAUUGAGAACUGCAGUGUCUGAGAUGAGAAAUUGGCUCUCGGUCUCAUUUACUUUGUGCAGUGGAAAACCUCGCCGCUUUUGUAUUUCAGUGGUGGGAGAAAAUGCAGCCACAGUAAACGCUCUCCGGAAAGAUGAAAGGCGGAAUGAGUUUGAGUAAUUGAACAGUGCCGCCUAUUUAUCUCCUCAGAGAAGAGGGAAACUGAUUAUAUCCCCAAAGUUCAUUCGUUAAGCGGGCAGUUUAGAGCUCCCAGCUCCUAUUUCCAUAGAAACAAUCCUGCUCUUUCAACUGUAUUAUGCAUUACAAAGAGUUUUUAAUAAACUUAACCUGGAAACCAAAUUACCACUCCUAAAAUUAUUUCUGGGGGAAAUAUGUCUUUUGCUUUGGGAUAAGAAGGAAACAGAGGGUCCAAGAACAAAUACGGAGCAUUUCAUGGAGAAAAAGGUGUUGCAGCGGGUCAGAUGAGAUUCCAUCCCAGUGCCAGCAAAUUUUGUGCAAAAAUGAAAGCACUUUAAAACUCUCUCAGUUUCCUUAUCUGUUAAGGGCAGAUAAUAUACACCUCACAGAGUCCUUGUGACAGUUAAACACGAAAAUAUAUGUGAGGGCUCUGCUAUCAUAUCUUGAACAGACUAGGGACUCCAUAAAUUAUUGUUGUCAUUUCUUAAGGAACAUGCAUUCUCUGGCUCCUAUUUAUUCAUUUUCCUCCUUUUUAUCACUCACAGAACCAUGAUCACUGAAGAGGCAGGAAACAGGAGGAGGGAGGGCAGCGCAAAUUCUACCUUCCUGGGUGAUGAAGAGCAAUUCAGCUCCACCCAGUUCAAAACUAAAAUGUACUGUGCCGAUGCAUCUGGACACUCAAAAAGAAACAUUCAGAGCUCUCAAUUUCAGCACCCAUCUGCCUGGGAAGGCAGGUUAAUAAUGUUUUGUUAGAGCUCAAACUAUUUUUGAACUUUGCUUACUUAACUACAUUUUCAGUUUUCUCAUAAGCAAUUUAUGAAACAAUUUCAUAGUGUUUUCUCCUAAAGGAAAACUGCAAAAUAUUUUUCUCUAUUUACAUUUCAGUACGAAUUAUUUAAGGGUGAUGUAUUGCAUCUAUUUAUGUUAAUGAAGGGGAAAACCAUGUGUGCUUAUGAAGGAGAUUGUUUGUGGCUGCGAGUAGAUAUUACAGCAACAUUCAUCAACUCAUUAUCAAGCACCUUCUACCUGUCAAGUCUGUGCUUGGUGCUGGGGAUUGUAAACAAAGCUGAGAAAAAUUCUGCCUAAUGGCAUUUAGAGUCAAGUAUGGAAAACAAGAUAAAGAAAAUAUAUAGUCUGUAUGAUAGUGGUAAUUGCUAAGAAGUAUUAAAGGGUUUGAAAAAGGUGAGGGAGAAUUGGGAGUGGAAGAUUGUAAUUUUGGAUAAGGUGCCUUCUUACUAAGGUAUAGGUAAGGAAACCACAACUGCAAAGGCCCUGUGGUAGAAGUGUGUCCACUAUGAUCAAUGCACACUGUAGCUGGAGUGAGUAAGGGGUAGAGAGUGAGAGAUGAAAUCAGACAGUUAUCAUAAAAGACUCAUACUCCAUUUUAAUGGGCUUUUAUUUUUUAAUUUUAGAAAAAUGUGAACUAUUGGAAGGUUUUUGAGCAGAAGAGUCACAGGAUUUGACCUGUGCUUUAAAAGAUCGAGUCUGGCUUUUCUUUCUGUAAAAUAGGAUGUGGGGAGGCAAGGGCUGAGAUGACUAAUUACAGCAGUCAUGAAGGAGAGGAUGAUGGCUUUGGUCUAAGUGGUGGUAGUAAGGUACCGAGAGUUGGCCAAAUGUAUUUGCUAAUGAUUUGUAGCUGCAGAUUCUUCAGCUUGGCAUCUGCUGGAAUAGGGGUUGUAUGCCUACCUGGAGAAUUCACUAUUCUGAGACAGGUGGAGGUGGGAAGAGUCCACACAGCAAAAGCAUUUGAUUUUAAAUUGUCAUGAACAAAUACUUACCUACUGCAUGCAUAUUCUCAAUUCUCUUUUGCUCCAUUCCUUGAAUAUGACUGAGUAAUCCAAAGGUAGAGAUGAACAUUCUGGAGAGAUUAAGCUGCCUGUACUAGCAAAUUCCGAAUUGUGUUGUACAAGUCUUGCUUCCUUCUUGCUUCAAAUCUGUAUGCACCAGUCUGUUAGUCUUUUAUACUGCAAUUAGUUUUGCAAGUAACCUCUUAACUUUCAACUGGAGAUGCUAACUUUUUUUCUGGAAACUUGAAUAUCAUCUUGGACUCAUUCCCCCUUCAGCUUUCAUGGUUAAUUGGUUCACAGUAUCUGCAGUUUCCAUCACCUGUGUGUCUCUCACAUCCAUCCAAAUCUCUCCAGCCAGUUGGCCACAUUCCUAAUUCAUAUCUUACCUGAAAUUCUGGAAUCGCCUCUUAAUUAAUUUCUUUGCCUUUAGAUCAGCCACGCUCAUCCCAAACCCUCAAUCAAUUGUCCACACAGCAACCAUAGUGAUCUUUCUAAAGCAGAAAUCUGAUGCUUUUGUACUUCUGCUUACAACCCUUCAAUGGUUCCCGUGUGUCCUCAAGAUUUAAAAAGCAAACUCCUUUAGUGCGCUUAACAGAGCCUUUUGUGCUCUGGUUCCUGUUUACCUUAAUAGCUCCCUGUGUUGAAAUGUGAUUUAUUCCCAGUCAUCCCUCCAAUGCAUCCACUCUGUGUUGCUCCUUCCCAAACUCACUCAGGGCCCUGCUCUUGCUUUAGUCUUAGAUGAAGUAUAAUCUCCUUCUUGGUUCCAAGCUGUUACACCUACUGUUCCCCCUACCAGUAACACAUUUUCUCAUCUUUGUCUGACUCUGCUUAUAUUGAAGAUCUUAGCUCAGACGAUGUAUUUUUGUUUGUUUGUUUUCAGAAAACCUGUCUAGAACCAAGUGUGGGUUAAGUGUCUGUCUAAUGAGUUCUCAUGAUGAACCACCUUUGCUCUCACUACAAUAUUUAAUAACUGCCUCCUUACUUUUCUGCAUUCUCCUUUGGACUGUAGAUUUCAAGAGAGCAGUGGCUAGCUCACUUUAUGCAUGUAAUAUCCCCAGUGCCUGGAUCAAAGUUAAGGACAUACUGGAUGCUCAGUAGUACAUGUCGAAUUGUCUUGGAUUGAAUGGAAAAGCUUAAGAACUUUAUGAUUAAGUACACAGACUGUAGGCUUUAUUCAUAUUAGUGUCAAGGUAUUGAGUCAUCCUUCAUUUUGGGUACUUCUUUGCAAAGAGCUAUUAUGCUUAUGCUGGUCUAUGACCCUGUCCUCAUCUCUUACCACUGCUGAAGAAACAAAGGUUUCCUCAAUUCUAAGCCAGAAUAUUAAAAGAAAUGAGAUAUGGAUUAAAACUUCAGCCUUCCACUAUUUUAGACUUAAAGACUACUUCAGUAGGCAAAAGGACCUCAGAUCUAUUUUAUCUUACCUAUUCAUUCUAUUCAUUUAACCAUGUCAAAAUAAUGCAAAAGCAAAGUCUAGCUGUCUUACACAAGUCUUCUCUGAUAGUGCAGCUAUAGGCUUUUAUUGUAGAUUAUAUGUUAUAGUUGAAAAUUCCUUUUAUCAUUACUUUUCCCUUCUACCCCUGCCCUCCAGUCCUCUGCACAUGUACACACACCUACAAACACCCCUUGUACACACACUUGCCCAAAGCUUAUUGGUUCUAAGACUACACUUUAACUUGCAAAUAAUAGGGUUUCUACAUUGAACACAAUGGGCCAUCCUCUCUCUGAAGCUCUCUGCUCUCCUGACUUUCACAAAAUAUUAUAUUCUAAGGUCUCCUUUGAUGUCUCUCACCAAUCCUGCUCUGGCACACUUGGCUUCUCUUGCUCCUAGAAGGUUCAUUCUUUGCUCUUAUCUCUCUCUACACCUCUCUCUCUCUCCUGAAUAUCUCAUUCACGCUUGUCAUUUGAAUUAUCACCUUUAUAUGGAUCAAUCCCAGAUUUUUAUUUCUAUCUUUGGCCCCUCUCCCAAGGCAUAGCUCCACAUUUUAUAAUAACUUAUCCGCUCAGCAGCUCUACUUGGAUUCCCUGCUGGUUUCUCAAACACAACUUUAUCAAAAGUUCAAUUAUUUCCACCUCCCUGUAUGUUCCUGUGUCUAAUUUUAUUCAGGGGUAACUUGGAGCAGCUAUCUGGCCCUUCCAGGGUUUUCUUUGUCCUGAAAGGACCCCAGAUCAUAGAAGUGGGUUUCCAAUGCUCUUCUGCACUCAAUGCCAUGCCUUCGGGCUACAAUGGAUUGAUCCAAGAGUAUUUGCCUUGGGCCAAGUAGAAUCUUUCUCUUUGAUGUUUGAAAUUUGGAGGUGGGUAUAUGCCAUGGUCAAGAGUACUAGAGAUAAGCAUGUUAAGGGUAGCCUACUCAAGAAGAGGUGAGUGAACUACAGCUGCAGGUCACCCACAGCUUCUAUUUUUCUCUCCUUUCCUACGUCUUGGUUGUUCAGUUCUUUCUUUAAGUUCUUGAGUUAUCACAGCUUCCUUACAAUACAUUCCCACUAACUUUUUAAUUGUUUUGCUAGUCAGAGCCAGUGAGAUAUUGACAAAUAAAUCCUCAUGUUUCACAAUCAGUUCAGAUCACCCUUGAGGUCCCCUGUCCUCCACUUCUGCCUCACACUGGCUGCCGUGUUCUGUCAGUUUCAGCUCUGUAGCUUUGCUAGUUUCUGUGUCCCAUCCCUUUCUACCCACUGGUAUGACCUCUAGCUUAGACCAUUACAAUCACCUAUUCUGUUUCGAGUUUCUUUUUUCUUUUCCUUCAAGGUUUUGGUUGCUUUUCUUUUCUUUUCUUUUUUUAGUUAUUACCAGAUGAGGAAAACAGGACAUGGCUAUGAUCAUGCCACUCAAUUGCUCAGAAACGUUCAUCAGAUCCUCAUCAUUCGACUCUCUUAUAGAUGCUUGCAAUUCUUCAUAGUCUGCCUGCCCAUUUCCAGUCUGAUGAACUCCCCUUUGAAUCCACUGCACGAUAAAAUGAAAUUAAUGAAGUUACUUGCUAAUCUCUGAUUAUGAAGUUGCUGAUACAAUUCAUGUGAUUUCAAAUGCCUGAAUGAAAGAAGAACCCUGCCUGAUGUCAUUCAUUCAUUCAACAGAUAGUUAUGGAAACUGUGCAACUGAAAAACUCUCCUCUAGUUUUUGGAAACUCAGUGAUGAAUAAGGUUGAUACGGGGCACAUGUGCAGGGAACAUGUUCACAAGUGGGAUGAAAUGGGAAAUUAAUAUGCUAAGAAAUGUGAAAAAGAUAAAUUUCAUGAAGAGUGGUGAGUGCUACAGAGAAAAAAACAGCAAUGUGAUAGAGAUUGAGUGGGCAGUAGUGACAGAGACACAGAAUAUUGCUGAUACAGUGGUCAGGAAGGGCCUCUCUGAGAAGGCAACAUUUUCGACACUAGAACUGAGUGACAAGAAAGAGAAAGAAGGAGAUGGUAAGGGAAAGAACAUGCCACAUAGGGAUCACAAAGCACAAAGACCAGAGGUGGGAAUAAUCUUGGUUUAUUCAAUGGUUCAAAAACUAUGUGGGGAUAGAACUGUGAUGAGGGGGUUUAGGAGAGGAUGAAUCUGAAUUAAGAUCAAAGUCCCAAAACACAGCAAGGAGUUUGAAUGCAUCCGUAAUAUAAAUGAUAGCUAUUAGGGGCUAGGAAAGUUAUAUGAAAGGUAUGCUCUUUAAUUUGGUUGUCGUAUAAAAAUAAACCAUAGUGGUGUGAAAGUGAAAGCAGAAAAAUCAGAUGGGAAUUUGUUGAAUGGUGUCUUGGCCUAUAUGUUAACAGGGUUGGUGAGAAGUGAUCAGAUAGAGAGUGUGCUUUGGAAGUGGAGCCAACAGGGUAUGUUGAUUGGAUUAUACCAUAACUGGGGGGCUUGCAUUUUUUAGCACAUAGUAGACACUCAAUAAAUGUUGAUUGACCCACUGAAGAAAUAAUUGAACUGCCAUUCACAGUCAAACUCAGACUCCAUGGAGCACUCCGGGAUCAACUUCAACCUCUAACUUUCCUGCUUCUCUCUUACUUCUGAAAUGCCACCACAUUUUAAACACAUUUCCUCAUGGAAACUAAUAUUCUUGUUCAGUUCAAUAACUUAUGUACAUUUCUUCCCUUCCCUCCAAGAGUGUAAGCUUCUUCCCAGUACUUAUCCCUCGCAGUUUCUUGCGAAUUUUGCAUAGCACAUGGUCAGUGUCAACUUUUGUGAAGAGUGAAUGCAUAACUGCAUGGAUGAAGUGAGGUGGAAAUGAUGUGAAAGUCAAAGUCCUCAGAUAAAGAAGCGAUUACUGAGCUGCAGCAUCUGAAAUUGGAGGAUCUUACCAAAUAGAUUAAGCAAUUACACAGCUCAGUUACUUUAGGCUCUGCCUUGCCUGGGAGCCAAGGACUGACUGAGUGGGUUCUUUGAAACCUGAGAGGCAACGUGGCUCUACCUUGUGCAAAUGGAAAUAGGUUCUGACGGUAGAACUAAGUUCGAGGCUCAGCCACUUACCAGCUUCAUAACAACCACCUUAACCCUUCUGAACCACAGUUUCUUUAUUUGUCAAAUGGCCAGAAUAAUACAAAUACCUCAGAGAUGGCUACCGAAGAAAUAAUAAUAAUUACUCUCAGAAACGCAGCACUUGCUAUAUACCUGCCCUGAAUGUUUUAACUGCAUGAACCCAUUUAUUAUUCCUGCCAACACUAUGAGAUAGGUACUUUUUAAUAUCCCAAUUUUAUAAAUUGCUAAUCUAAAUCGCUUACCACAGCACCCAACACGGAAAGGGCUCUCUGUAAAAACUAGAGAAGAAAAGAAUCCAAAACCAGACAUGGAGCCACAAUCCCUGUUUUUAAAACCCAGUUUUGCCACCGUUUUGAACCUUGGGUAAGGCAAACCUUCAUAGUCUCAACUUUCUCAUUUUUGAAAUGGACUGUUAAAAGGAAUAAGUGAGACAAAGACCGUGAAAGUACAAAUAUAGGUAGAAUUACCCCCCAAAUCAUCAUGACUAAAUGUAGAUGUUCAGAAAGGGUUAGAGUCGAUUUUUAACUCAAGCAUGUAAGACACCAGCAUGUUUCAAGCAGUGUUAGGAGAAAGAGUCUUAUGGGUGUUCAAUGGAUAAAGCCCCUCAUUUUCUACGGUUUUGUUACCACCAUGAAUAGUCUCUGAAAGUCAUGGUCUGUGACUUUCUCAAGUUCAGAGUAUUGUCUACUUUAACUAAAAAUGAAAACCCCUGUAGCUGGAGAAUUUAGUUCAUUUCUGGUUUGAUCCAGCCUAAGACAGCUGAGCUAGUUAAUUAGAGUGUUCCGUGUGAGUGACCGCCUUUUCUCUGUUAUAAAGUUCUCUUUUGUGAUCCUCCUGGACAUUCUGUGAAGGAGUAGCACCAUCCCAGUCCUGCACACUCUCAGGUUCUAUCCCUGGAACUCCUAUUUCAUGCUUGGGCUCACACAUAAUUGCCUCUGACCAUUAAAAUGAAAGUAGAGUGUUCCUCAGUCUGAUGAUCAGCUUAUACUUUAUAAAUUGUUUAGUGUUCCUUUUUAAUAUUUUGAAAUGUACAUUCCUCAGAGUCCUUUCUCUCUGUGAAAAUUACAAGUUCAGAGAUAGAAAUGCUAAUUAAAGCUGCCAUUGUCUUCUCAAAGGUAUGGUUCUUUUUCUUUUUCUGUACAUCAUAAUGCACAUGUACUCUCACACACUUCACUGGCUUGCUUCUAAUGGAGUACAGUCCGUCUUUGUGAAUUUCAGUUUAGGUUAUAUUUUCUUAUUUAAAGAAGUGUUUCCUGUUAAAAAUAAUUAAUAUAAUACAGCUAUAUGAUAAGCAGAAAAAUGGCUCUUAAAGAUGCAUAUCCUAAUCUCAGAAAUCUGUGGCUAUUUUAGGUUGUGUGGAAACAGAUAAUAAAGAUUGCAGAUAAAAUUAAGGUUGCUAAUCAGCUCACCUUAAAAUAGUAAUAUUAUGCUGCAUUGUGCAGAUGGGCCCCAUGUAAUCACAAGGAUAAGGGAAAGAGGGAGGCAGAAUAGUCGAUGUCAGAGCAAUGCAAUGUGAUAAAGACUCGACUGGUUGCUGCUGGCAUUGACAAGAGAAGGGGCCAAGACAACCAGGCAGCCUCUGGCAGCUGGAAAAGGCAAGAAAAUGGAUUCUUUCCCAGAGCCUCCAAAAGGAAUGCAGCCCUGCCAACUCAUUGAUGUUAGCCCAGUGAGAACCAUAUCAGACUUCUGACUUCCAGAACUGUAAAAUAAUACAUUUGUGUUGUCUUUAGCCACCCAAGUUAUGGUGAUUUGUUAUAGCAGCAACAGGAAACAAAUGCAAGCUAAUUUCAGCAUUAUAAUAACAUAGGUAGAAUGAAAAUAGAAAUCCGUUUCAUUUUCAGAAAUAAAAGAAAAUAAGCAAUCUCAGGCAGAUAAGCUGUAAUACAUUGACUGAUGGUAAGUUCUGGAAAACAUGUCAUGCCCAGAAGAGGAAUGAUUCCAUUUCCAGCUCUCUAGAUUUCUGUGUUUGGAGCUGAAGUAGGGGGAAAUUUCCUCCUCUUCCUCCUCCUCCCUUUCUCCUCCUCGUCCUUCUUCUUCCUGUUUUUCCUUAUCUUCUUCUUGUUCUUCUUCAUAAAGCUUUGUCCCUUUUGCCAAAUUAUUUAAUUCCAGUGUGGCCUUCAGUUUCACCACCUGCUAGCUUAUAGUGGAUCUUGGAAGCUAUUCCUAGAGUUUUCUGAUCUGGGAGGCACUAGCAUUCAUGAGAAUGCACACAGCUGUAAGCUUGAUGAGAGGGGGACUUCUCUGUUCAUUGAGGUUUCACCCAAUCUGAUCUUGCAGAUGAGGAGAAUGAUCCUGGUAAUAAUAGUGUCUGUGUGCGUGUGUGUUUAUGAGAGCCUGAGAGAGAGAGAGAAAGAGAGGGAGGGAACAUGGAUAAGCAAGGGAACUGGGAAUUUGGAGGUAUUUGAGGAGAAAAAUCUUGAGAACUAUACAAAAUAAUCUUUCCAUAUAGUCCCCACAACUGUUUAUAUUAAUGAAAUAAAGUAUACUCAAGAUAAUCAUUCGGUGUCUCUGGAGAUUUGGAAUGCCUUUAAGUCUAAGCCUGUUCAGUUUUGUUUCCCAAAGCUCUGCUAGGGUGCACAAAAUGAUCUAACGCAGCUCUGAGAACACCCAAGUCAGUUCGUGAGAACCUUGUGCCUAAGCACUGAGAGAAUCGAGUUGAAGAAGUGGUAUAUUCAGAGCAGCAGGGCACUGGCCCAAGUGAGCAGGAAGGUGUCACCAGGCCUAGGAACAGACCUAGAAGGUAGAGCCAAGACCCAGCCAUGACUGGUGCAACAUCCAUGGAGAUGCCAUUUGUCAUGCUUUUAAAACCACCUGCUCCGUUUUGAAGGUCAUUUGAAGCUGCAGCUGAGAAAGUCAAGCUAUAUGUCUAAUUAUAGAGGCCACAGAGAAUGGUAGACCAGGGAGAUAGGACUAACUGAAGAAUAAAUAAUCCCUUCCCACCCCUUUUCUAGAGCCCUCCUUUGUUCCUGUUUUAAAUCACAUCUCCUUGGCCGGCCAUGAGAAUCUCACAAGCAGAGAGCAAGCCCCAUCCAUUUUUAUAUGCUUGGCUCUCUCGCAGUGCCUGGAGUGAAGCAUUGUCUGCUUCUCCCUCUCUUUUCUUCCUGCCCUUUUCCUCUUCUCUUCUCUCCUCCCUUCACCUCUUCUCCAUCCUCCCUGCUCUAUCCUGAGCCCCUUCCCUUAUGACAUUUAUGUUUUCAUUGCUCUCUUGACCUUGCUACCAGGAAAGAACUUGAUGCUAAACAUUUACACUCUAGCAUGAUGUUAAAACAACAUCCUAUCUUCCUUUUUUUUUUUUUCGUUGCCAUGGAUUUAUUUUUUGCUUUACCAUUUAUGCAUAUGACAAGUCUCUGAAUCGUGAUUGCCCCACUUUUAAGAAAUACCAACAAAACAUCCUAUCUUUCUGAAGGUCAUUUGCAUUUUAAAUCUUGUUUUUGUUUGUGUAAUGGGAUCACAAUAAGAGAAAAUGGUGAUCUUGGCACAUACCUCCCCUCUGGUGUAAGAACCCUGGCUCCUUAGUGAGAAUUCCUGAGGUCAAGCCCUACCUUCUUGACUUCUGGCAGGUAGUCUUGGGCAAGUCACUUAAACUUUUGCAUCUCAGCGUUCUCAUCUAUACAAUGGGGUUAAUAAUAUUACGUAUCCUAUUGGGAUGUUGCAACAAUUCAGUGACACGGUUUAUGUAAUACACAGAGCACACUGUGUGUCAUAUGGUAGGGACUUGAUAUUGUUGUAAUACUAUUAUAAUGCAAUAAAGGAAGGGAUAAUCAUUAUUAUUAUCCUGGAGAAUCGCCACCCCAAAGUCAGCCUGGUGUGAUCAUAUGUGACAAAUACUUUUUGUAGAGAGAUCACAUCAAAGGAGAUAUGACAAAAGAGCCAGAAAUUGUAUGCUGGAUUAGAUUGGUCAACCCUAGUAACCUAUUCAUUUUAGGCCACAGGAAAAGUAAAUGUGAGCAGGCAAAAAAUUAUAAAUCUUAAGGAAAGCUUACAUUCUAAUGAAAAUUUUCAAAUUGUACUUCCACAUAAUCUUCUAAUUUGUUUAUAUGAAGAUUACAUACUUCACGUGCUUUGAUUAUAAAAUACAAGGGAAGUAUUUUUAAAAUAUAUUAGUGCAAUAUUUCUGUAAAUUUCUUAGGAUGGAAGGUAUUUUUCCCCUCAGUUCUUAAUUUGAAAAUCUAAUCGACCUUAUGGAUUCAAUAAGGCACUCAAAACAGAAGGUUGUCAUGUUUAUUGUUUAAUGGACAUCCAUAUACAUAUUUUAAAGAAAUCCAUUCAAGACACAAUUACUGCCCUUUCAGAAUGAGUCCUUCAGCUAAGUGAAAUAGCUGGAGUCAGAUCAUGUUUGAACAGAAACUUCAUCUAAGGAAUAUUUAGGCAUUUUUCAAGUAAUUGAGAAAACUCAAGACAGGAAGGCAUGAUAAUACUUUAAUGUGGAGGUAACAUUCGGGGUAGAAUACUGGGGCCUUGAGCGUGAAUAACUUUCAUAAUUUUGAUGAGAAAAUCUUAAGAUAUGAAGAGACAUUAAGGGUCACAAACGCCUUUUUUUUGUUGUUGUUGUUAUACUUGCCCUAUCAAGUCCUGAUGUUGGGAGACCUCUUCCAACUAUUGUCCAAUCUCAUUUUUCUCUCCUCGUAGGAGGCCGGCUUUACCACUGUCAUGAAUACUGCCCCUGUGAGUGCUCAUUUCUGUUCCUGGGAAAGUCACUCCUCCUCCCCUCAUUUUUAAACACCUAGAUUAGUCUACUCUCUUUAGUGGAACCUUCCAGAUAAUGCCAACCAUACUGAUGACUUGCUUCUCUUAGCUCCUAUUGACUGAAAGAAGAAACUUUUCUUUUAAAACUUCACUUCUUUUUAACUUCUCAACAUAUCUUCCUAUUUCCCCUGAACUAAAUAAGUCAGGGAUUAUGAAAAGCUAGAGGAUUCAAAGCCACCUUUGUUCACUUUCUAAGUUCUUGGCUUUGAACAAACCAAUUCUGCUCAUUUUUAAGCAUCCAUAAAAUUUUAUUUUAAAAGAUUAUUUGGUCUUUAAAUGAUUUCUAAAGGCUUAUACAAAUAUAGAUGUAGAAGAGGAAAAACAGUUUUCCCCUAUCUCUCUCAGGUUCCCUGGCAGGCCCCAUAAAUUAUACUGACAAAAGAUAAAUAGAAAAAAAAACUGAGUUUAUUUACAUAUGCAAUGUACUCAGUGAUGAGUAAAUCAAAGGGAUAGUUAGAAUUGAGGACUUAAAUAAUCAUCUUAAGAAAGGGUGAUAAAUUGUGAAGAUGUGACAAGACAAAGGAAGGGGGCUCUGGGCUUCUAGGAUGAUAAAUUUUGGAAAGGAAAAUAUAUGGGAAAAGCUAAUGAAAGAUAAGAUUUCUUUAGGAAGAUUUGUUAUGCAGACCCAACUCAGUAUUAACUUUCUAUUGGGUGAUUAUGGUUGUUUUCCUCCUCCUGAGCACAGAGGGAAUACCUUUAAAAAGAGAAAUUUACACAUUUAUACCCUGCUUUUAGGCAAAAAAAGAGAAGGAGAGAGUUUGUCCUGUGUUUGCUAUUUCUCAGUUGCCUUAAGCUCAAAAUAAUCCUUAUGCUAAAGUGGCAUAUUUUGGAGUGACAUUUUCUGAUCCCCUUCAUAGACUACUGAUCUUAAAUUUAAAUUUGAUUUAACUAGUUCCUAUAUGCCUUAUAAUUCUAUAUAUGUUUUUGGAGAGGGUAGGUAGUAAAUAUAUCUGACUUUAAUAUUUUUCUCAAACUUGAUACACUUAUUUUUGUAUAAUAUUUACACAAGGUUGAAAGUAUGAGGAACAUUUCUUAGUCAGAGAAUAUCACCUGGUAAAAUUUUAAACUCCAGCUACAGCAAAGAGGGAGAAAAGGACAAAUUUAAGGUUUCAGGGCAAUCAUCCCUUUUGAGAUUGUUUAAAGAAUCACAAUGGUUUGGUGCAAGAACAUUGAAAGUCUACUCACUGACCCUCUUUUCUUCAGACUGGUCGAUGGAUUUGGGCAUGCCUUGUUGAAGUGAGUUUUUACUUUCUUGAGAGUAUCUGUCAACAUUUUUCUUUCAUAGUCCCCUACCAGAGCCUCAGAUAAAGAGCCAUUCAAUGUGGUGCAGAGAGGCCUGGGAGUGGAGUGGUGAAUGGUGUGGUGUGUAGUGUCUGGCAGCAGGAGACCUACGUUUAAAUCCAAGUUUUGCUAAAUACCAUCUAGGAGACCUCAGGCAAAUCGCUUAACUUUUGAAACCCUGAAUUUUUUCCCUGAAAACAGAGUAAUAAUAUCAAUCUCAGGAUGUUAUGAAAGGAUUAAAUUAGUUAUGAAAGGAUUAAAUAUCUGUAAAUAUUUUAGAACAGAUACUUGUAAGUUCUCCAUAGAUGUCUCUGGCUUUUACUUUGGGACUAAAUCAGGUAUAAAUCCUGUUUAUUUCCUUUAUGGAAUAUGAUUUUGUGAAAAUAACUUAAUCUCAGCACCCCUUGGUUUUUAUUCUUUUUUGAAGUAGUGAUAAUAAUACCUAAUUUAUAGGCUUGGGGUGAGAUUAAACUAAUUUAUACACGUAAAGUACAUAAUAUAGUGCCUGGUUUAGAGUCCCUGAAUAGGAAAUGUUAGUGUAUUUUUUGGUAUUCCUUUCCCUUGAUAUAAAAAACAGACCUCUGCUAGACAACCAUUAUAAUGUAAAAAAAAAAAAAAAAAAAAAGGGUGGGAGAAGGGCAGAUGAGCAUGAGGAGGGAAAAACUUGAGUUUAUUUAUAUAUAACAAACUGGUUGCAAGUUACUGCAACAAAAUGAUUGAGCCAUAAUCUGGAGUUACUUUUUAAAAUAAUAUGCAGCCAACUAUUUUUUCCCAGGGUAGUCCUAGAAAAACAUCCUUCCCUAAAUGUCCCAUACUUCCCUAGACUUCUCAGAUGAAGCAUGAAACUCUUUUUAUGGUGCUGUUACCUUACAAAAUCUUGGGGGGUGCAUGUAAAAGAGCUCAUGACACCCUUCAGAGCCAGAAGAUCCUAUAGCCAGAGCCAAGAGGAAGAGCUCAGAAAACCAAGUAGUAAAGGUGGCUCAUGAUGAUAGAGACAGGCUAGAUCUCCACCACACUCAGCUGGUGGAUUCUAAAUUGGGAAUGCCAUUGUACUGAAUGGUAAAACCUGCCUGAAAUCAACAAAAAUCACAUCCAUGGAACUUUAUGUGAAUGUCAAGGAUGGUGGAGAUUUCAUCCUUGGAAAUUGAGAUGUGGCCAAUUUUAAAAUACUUUCGCUAAUUUCUCUAAAUCAAGAAAUUGAUUGACAAAUGUUUGAUGAAAGCUGCUGAUAGGUAUAAAGAGAAAAGCAUGAAUUUGGAAGCCAAAGUGAUGUUUGAAUUCUGGGUUUUCCAAUUGUGUGACCCCUCUCUGUACUUUGUUUUCAACUACAAUAUGGUAUUAUGUAGGAUUGAAAGGCAAGUUUACGUUUGACUUGACCAAAUUCAUUUCUUUAAUUUCUUUUAAACUUUGGACUUUGCAUAGCUAAAUAUUGGUGGGAAUUUCAGAGAAUGGUUACUGAAAGCAUUUCUUUUCCCAUCAACUACUAAGAUCUACUUCCCCUCCACUAGCUUUCUGAUACAACUGAAAACAAAAUGGAUGGAUGGAUGGAUGGAUGGGUAGUUGGGUGGAUAGGUACAAAGAUAUCUCUCAUAAAUAUAUUACCCGAAAUGAAAAGGACCAUUAUCAGGACCAACUUGGUGGCCGAGGUGUAUUUCUGAUUCCCAGAGAAGAAAAACAGCCCUGUGGGCUGUGCUGAUCAACAAGUCUUCAUGGGAAGAAGAUUGGAACUAGACCUUGGAGCAGGAGAGAAAACCAGGGAAGAGCAAAGUCACUUUCUCCAAGGAGACCCUGCAGAGCCUCUAAAGAGUUGGUACAUCCGUCAUAAUCCCACAGCUACCAUGUACUGGCGGGGAAAGCAGGGACAUCAGGGACUGGGCUAACCUCCCCACAAGCUCAGUUAAUUCUUCCAUCAGCCGUUAAAAAGAGGCAGUAACAUUCCUAUUUUAAACUGAGAAAACUGAGACUCAGAGAUGGAGCAGUUUCCCUGAGAUCACACAGCAAGCAAGAGACAGACCAGGAUUUAACCCAGGUCUACCUACCCCAGAGCUUAAAUAUGGCGUGCUACUUCCAGUCAUGAAACAGGCUACCAUUAUUGAUGGUCACCCCCUCUGUAAGUCUCCUUCCUGUCACCACCACCUGUCACCAAAUGGAGCUAGCUUUCCCAUCCAGUGCACCCACUGUGCCCUGAAGAGACAUCUGCUUAAGUGCUGGUGCAUUUGUUUAUUGAUCACAUCCCACUUCAUGCCUGCCCCCCCUAUUAAACUGUAAGCCCCACAAAGGGUAGGAUUGGGCAUUUUUCAUCAUUUUAUCAUGCGUGUACCAUUCGUAGCUCAUAGCAGCAGCUUCAUUAAUGUCAAUGAACAAAUGAAUGAAUGAAUGCCUCUCACCUUCCAGGCAUUAUGAUCACAGCUCCGCAAGUAAAUUAACCUCUUUAUGCUUUUGUUUCCUUACCUAUAAAAUGAAGAUGUUGAUAGUACCUACCACAUAGAGCUAUGGGGAUGAGUCAUUGUUGAUAAAUCACUAUAAUAUUGAUGAGGACAUAGUAAAUGUUUAGUAAAUUAACUAAUAUUUUGACCACAUUUAAUCCCCACAAUUUCCUUUAAAUGGAGAACUUUGGAGGAGAUAUUAUAAUCUUGACUUCUCAGGGUAGGGACUGUUUUCACAGUGGUUAAGUGUCUUGCAGAAGAUCACAAAACAAAUAAGAAGCAGAACUGAAUGUGCCCCGGGGGGUCUGAGAUGUUACUCAUAAGCCCUUAUGUUUCACAGUGAGUUCCACUUGCUAAAAACUCUUUCACACACACAGAGUCCCAGUGGAUUCUCUUCACCUCCCUUGUCAGGUUUGGCUUCUGCAGAGCAGAGAUCACCAGCAGAGUGAUUAAGCCACUGUGGACCUGGCAUAGCCCAGAGCCUGUGACCAUGCCCACACAGCUGCCCUGCCAUGCGGAGUGGCCUGGGGACAGCACACCCCCACACACACUUCCCAGUGGAUAAGAGUCACCUGCGCUUCUCCUUUAACAGCACGGACUCCAGGCUCCUUUGAAUCGCACUCUCCACAGUAGAGUGUUUUAACAAGCACCCCAGGUCGUUUUUAAUAUCAGGGAAGUUUGUGAAACUUUGCUUUGAGAGAGGCUGAGGCUACACUUUAAAGAGCAGUAGUGGCACCCACCCUCCAGGGGGCAGUUACCCAAGAGCAGAGUUCUCACAGGGCGCUGCUCCACCCCGCCCUCCGUCUGCGUUUGUAAAUGUAUUUGUAAAUGUAAGGGCUAAAUCGACCUCCCUAAUAAUGUCCCCCACCUGUCAGCGCAGACCACAACAGCAAGUGGAGUGGCAGGGGGCAGCUUGACAAAGUCACUUAAUCAUCGAUCCUCCACUCUGGCACUUUGUCCCUAGAAAAGCUGCCCAUGCUCUUCCACUGGGGCUUUCUGAAGGGGCUGUGAGCACCAGCCACCAGCACUGAUUUCCUUUCCUGGCAUCCAGAGAGGGGGCUGAGAUUUCUCCCGGGAGGAGGCUCUGGGAGGAGAGAGCAGCUGCCAUGGCAAAAAGGGGGCAUUCGCAAGCUUCCCAGGCAGCAAACUAGCGCGCAGACAGACCUGCCCCAGCCUCGCGUCCUCGGCAGAGGAGCGCCACCGUGCUCUCCAGGGCAAGUCUCCUGGGAGUGUCCCUGCUCUCCGCGGACAUUGCUAAGUCUCCAGUUCUCCAACAGAUGUGGAGAACUCUCAGCUCUGAAGUCGAAGUACUAGCCCGCUGGCUGCAGCGCAGAGGCGAGAGAGGUCGGUGCGCUGUGGCUGGGGGGAGCCCUGCCAAGCAAAUGCCAGGAUCAGCAUGAGAGGCUGGACUUUAGCCCAGGUCUGUCCUCACCCCGGGGGGCCGCCUGCUUCGCAGGGUGCAUCUGCGAGGAGCUGCUCACUUUUCCCCCUUGCAAGUCUUUGUUCCAAGCCAGACGCUGCUCCGCUUCUCUAAUUAGCUCCCUCCCAGCUCCAAAGGGGUCCGGAGGCUGGGAUGCUCUGCCAGCUUAGAGGAUGUUGACUCUGGAGUGGGAGUCUGAAGGACUGCAAACAGUGGGUAUUGUUGUGAUUAUAUGUGCAUCUCUGAAGCUGCUUCAUUUGCUGGGACUGAUUGAUUUUUCGGAAGACAGCGUGGAAGAUGAGCUGGAGAUGGCCACCGUCAGGCAUCGGCCUGAGGCCCUGGAGCUUCUGGAAGCCCAGAGCAAAUUCACCAAGAAAGAGCUUCAGAUUCUCUACAGAGGAUUUAAGAAUGAAUGCCCCAGUGGUGUUGUUAAUGAAGAAACCUUCAAAGAGAUUUACUCGCAGUUCUUUCCACAGGGAGACUCUACAACAUAUGCACAUUUUCUGUUCAAUGCUUUUGAUACGGACCACAACGGAGCUGUGAGUUUCGAGGAUUUCAUCAAAGGUCUUUCCAUUUUGCUCCGGGGGACCGUACAAGAAAAACUCAACUGGGCAUUUAAUUUGUAUGACAUAAAUAAAGAUGGCUACAUCACUAAAGAGGAAAUGCUUGAUAUAAUGAAAGCAAUAUAUGACAUGAUGGGGAAAUGUACAUACCCUGUCCUCAAAGAAGAUGCUCCUAGACAACAUGUGGAAACAUUUUUCCAGAAAAUGGACAAAAAUAAAGAUGGGGUCGUUACUAUAGAUGAGUUCAUCGAAAGUUGCCAAAAAGAUGAAAACAUAAUGCGCUCCAUGCAGCUCUUUGAAAAUGUGAUUUAACUUGUCAAAUAGUUCCUCAAUCCAACAGACAAAUGUGAACUAUUCUACUUAAAAGUUGGAGCUACCACUUUUAGCAUAGAUUGCUCAGCUUUACACUGAAGCAUAUUAUGCAAAUAAGCUUUGUUUUAAUAUAAAGCAAUCCCUACAAGAUUUGUUUUCCAGUUAUAAUAAAUUUGCAUCCUUUUCAUAAUGCCACUGAGUUCAUGGAAUGUUCUAACUCAUUUCAUACUCUGUGAAUAUUCAAAAGUAAUAGAAUCUGGCAUAUAGUUUUAUUGAUUCUUUAGCCAUGGGAUUAUUGAGGCUUUCACUAUCAGUGAUUUUAAAAUAUUAGUGUUUUUUGCUACUCAUUUGUAUGUUUUCAGUCCUACGAUUUUAAAUGAUUUUCUAAAAUAUUAACAUCUGCAUUUAAUUUCCAGAAAUUAAAUUAAUUUUCAUGUUUGUAUGCUGUAAUUCCAUUUAUAUACUUUAAGUAAACAAAAUUACCACAGUUUAAAAAAACCUACAUAGUCCCAGUUUCUAUGGAUUUGCCAUCAUCAAAGACAUUAAUUUAUCUGGCAUUUUUAAUAACAUUUAACAAAUUAGUUUAUUACCACAUAUCAGCAUAUGCCUAAUAAAAGUUAUUUUAAUAAGCAUUUCUUAAUUUUCCACAAUACAUAUUACAACAAAGGCCUACAUAAUAUAGAUAAUUUUGGAUUUGUUCAAUCUUACAUGCCGUUUUCUAUCAUGUCAUUAAGUGGAAGUUCAGGAAGGCAUGAAACAAAGCAAGGAUGUUUACAAAUGUAUGCAAAAGGUCAGGGUAUCUGUCCUCCAGUACAUAGUAAUGCUUGAUAACAAGUAAUCCUUAACAGCAUUAAAGGCCAUUUCCAUCUCUUUCCCCUGACUUCCGCAUAGCAUGUUUAUAUUUCAAGCCAAUUCAAGAACAAAGAGACCUUGGCUACCCCAAUGCCUACUAGGAACAAACAGCAAGCAAAAUUCACUUUGAAAGCACCAGGGAUUACCUUAUAUUGAGAGCUACUAUCAAGAUUUAGUAGAAAAUGAAUAUAAGUGCUGAACAACUCAUCUGGAUUACAUUAUGAUUUAGCUCAUCAUAAAACUCCAACAAUCCAGAUUCUAAUGAUCUUAAGCAAGACUAUACAGUUGCCGCAUUACUGAAAAUAUACACACUUUCUCUGUUUUGUAGAAAUAUCACAAAGACCAAGAGGCUACAGUAGGAGGAAAUUUGCAACUGUCUUUGCAACAAUAAAUCAGGUAUCUAUUCUGGUGUAGAGAUAGGAUGUUGAAAGCUGCCCUGCUAUCACCAGUGUAGAAAUUAAGAGUAGUACAAUACAUGUACACUGAAAUUUGCCAUCGUGUGUUUGUGUAAACUCAAUGUGCACAUUUUGUAUUUCAAAAAGAAAAAAUAAAAGCAAAAUAAAAUGUUUAUAACUCUA